This is a messenger RNA of Gossypium raimondii (Peruvian cotton), 1534 nucleotides long. Its product is annotated as 5-amino-6-(5-phospho-D-ribitylamino)uracil phosphatase, chloroplastic. Bases 162 to 1304 code for a protein of 380 amino acids. The record is from RefSeq and is a predicted model, not a curated record. The transcript is spliced from 2 exons. NCBI's taxonomy places the organism in Eukaryota, Viridiplantae, Streptophyta, Magnoliopsida, Malvales, Malvaceae.
AAACCACACACGCAAAAAAAAAAAUAAAGAAAUAAAGAAAUAAAAGGAAAAAAAAGGAAACCAACUUGUUCAAGAAACAAUUAAAAUGGCAGAUUCACAGGUUUUAAUUGAAGAAUCUAAGUUUAUCUCAUUUUGGGUCUUCAUUUCUUUGGUUUCCAGUGAUGGAGUCGAUUACAACGACAUCUCUUCUUGGUCAUAGUCCUUUGCAUGGUAGAGUUUCUGUAAGGGACAUUUCCGGCAAACAGAAACCAAUCAGUUAUCGACUCCGAGUUACAGAAUUUACCGGCAGAAGAAUUGUUGUGUCGCCUCUUUUACCGAGGUUGAAAGCCGAUAGGUUAGUUAAUUUAGGGGUAGAGGCUCGUGCGAUAGAGCUGACGAAGGAGGUGCAUGCGUAUAGAGAAGAAGAAAGAUCUCCUAAGAAUUGGAAGGAUGAAAUUGAGGCUGGUAUCGUUCAAAAACCCGAUUUGUGGCCACCGGAAAAUAGAGCCGAUAAGCCUUCCUUGCGUAAUCCCCGGCUUCGUCACGAAAGGAUGGGUUGUGGUUGGAUAGCGGCUAUUUUCGAAUGGGAAGGAGUUAUAAUUAAAGAUAACCCUGAGCUCGAGAAGCAAGCAUGGUUGACUCUUGCUGAAGAAGAAGGCCGAUCCCCUAUUCCAGCCUUUAUGCUGAGAAGAAUAGAAGGGAUGAAGAAUGAGCAAGCGAUUUCUGAAAUCUUGUGUUGGUCUAGAGACCCGGCAUCGGUUAAAAGAAUGGCCGCGAGGAAAGAAGAAAUUUACCAAUCUUUACAAGGUGGGGUGUAUAGAUUUUGUAAUGGAUCUAGUGAGUUUGUGGAUAUUUUGAUGCAUUACAAUAUUCCAAUGGCUUUGGUCUCGACUCGGCCGAGAAAAACUCUAGAGGCUGCAAUGAGAACAAUCGGCAUCGAAGAGUGCUUCAGUGCCAUUGUGGCGGCAGAGGACGUAUGUCGAGGAAAACCCGAUCCAGAAAUGUUUCUAUACGCUGCACAACUUCUAGAAUUCAUUGCAGAGCGGUGCAUUGUAUUCGGAAACUCUAACCAGACCGUCGAGGCAGCUCAUGAGGCACGGAUGAAGUGCGUUGCUGUUGCUAACAAGCAUCUUGUCUAUGAGCUCAGGGCUGCAGACUUGGUGGUAAGACGUUUAGACGAGCUUUCAAUUGUUGAUUUAAAGAACCUUGCAGAUAUAGAGUCACCUGAAUUCGGAUCCGGAGACCCAAUCCUGGAGAUGGAGAUAGACGAGGAAGAUGAUGAACCGCCUGCAUCAACAGCAAUUGAUGAUGGUAUUUUCUGGUAACCCCCUGAAAGAACUGUAAACUUUUUUUUCAAUGUUCUUCAUAUGAUUCUUGAUGAUAAUUUGUUCCAUUUAUUGUAUAGCAAAAAAGGAGCAAAAAACAUGAAGAAAAUAUAAAAAAAAAUGGUGGUCUGCAUUGGACAACCACAUGAUUUAUUUACCCAUAGAUGUAUAGUUGUAUCAUAUACAUGCUUGCUUUUCAAAUUUCUAGUUAUAAAAGGUAAGAUUUCGUA